Messenger RNA from Andrographis paniculata, 2894 nucleotides. RefSeq names its product conserved oligomeric Golgi complex subunit 5. Gene Ontology annotation, cellular component: COG complex. NCBI's taxonomy places the organism in Eukaryota, Viridiplantae, Streptophyta, Magnoliopsida, Lamiales, Acanthaceae. The coding region runs from base 132 to 2633 and encodes 833 amino acids. Gene Ontology annotation, biological process: intra-Golgi vesicle-mediated transport. The transcript has 3 exons. The record is from RefSeq and is a predicted model, not a curated record.
CUAGAACUCAUUUUGGACACCCACGUGUUCCUGGUGGUACGACAGCUACUGCGCAGGGUACAACUCUAGAACUGGAAUUCAAUAAACGACGGGUAAGCCAGAGAGAGCAGAUCUGAGCUCCACCGGCGUCCAUGGCUUCUCCUGCCAUUUCCAGAUCUCCUCUCCAGCGUCUCUCCACCUUCAAAGCCACACCCACCGCUACAGCAGCGCCCACUCCCAAAGCCGGUACUCCCACGCCCCUAUCCCCAACCCCAACCCCUUCACACCUCGACUCCUUCUCCUCCGAUCCCAUUUUCUCCGCAUUUCUCUCCUCCGAUUUCAACCCCACACAGUUCUCCUCUGCGGCGCUUUCAUCCGGUUCCGCCGCCUCUCGGAUCGAGAAGCUCCAGGAGGGACUCCGCCUCCUCGAUACACAGCUCCGGCACGAGGUCCUUUCUCGGCACAAUGAUCUCCUCCAUCAGCUCUCCUCAAUCAAGGCUUCCGAAUCAUCGCUCUCGUCCCUUCGAUCCUCAAUUUCGUCUCUUCAAUCGUCUCUCCGCCAUGUGCGCGCCGAGCUCUCCGAUCCGCAUCGCGUUGUGGCUGCCCAAACCCUACAGCUCAAUAAUCUGCACUCGACUUCGUUGUUUCUUCAGCAUACGCUUCGAACUCUGCGUCUAAUCCAGAAGCUAAGGAAUCUCGUGGAAUCACAGCCGGAUGCGUCGAAGUGGGAUCUUUCCAAAGCUGCUCAGCUGCACAAUGAGAUUUUAACUCUGUACAACGAGUCCCAGUUAUCAGGGAUUGAUGUGGUGGAUACUGAAUUGAAAUGGGUAAUCGAUAUAGGAUCCAGUAUAAGAGAGGAGGGAAUGAAGGUAUUGGAAAAUGGUCUCGAGAGUCUGAAUCAACCAGAAGUAGGCUUAGGUUUGCAAGUGUUUUACAACAUGGGUGAAUUGAGGGGGACCGUUGAUGGUUUAGUGAGCAAGUAUAAGCAAAUGGGGGUGAAGAGUGUGAGCAAUGCAUUGGAUAUGAAAGCCAUUUCUGCUGGCGGAUAUGGCGCUGGAGGUCCAGGAGGAGUGCAGAGACAUGGGACACCGCAGAUUGGGGGUGGGGCGAAGGCCAGGGAGGCACUUUGGCAGAGAAUGAGCGGCUGUAUGGACCAAUUGCAUUCGAUGGUGCUUGCAAUUUGGCAUUUGCAGAGGGUAUUGUCCAAGAAGAGAGAUCCAUUCACACACGUCCUUUUGCUAGAUGAGGUUAUGCAGGAAGGUGAUCCAAUGUUAACUGAUCGUGUUUGGGACGCUUUAGUAAAAUCAUUUGGGAGCCAAAUGAAAUCUGUUUUCACUGCCUCAAGCUUUGUCAAGGAGAUUUUUACCGUUGGGUAUCCAAAGCUGUUAGCAAUGAUUGAGAACCUCCUAGAAAGAAUUUCUCGGGAUACUGAUAUCAAAGGGGUUCCACCUGCACUCACUUCUGAAGGCAAAGAACAGAUGGUAGCUGCCAUUGAAAUUUUCGAGACAGCAUUUUUAGCCCUUUGCUUAAGUAGAUUGACAGAUCUUGUAUAUUCUGUAUUCCCUGUGUCGAGCCGGGGAAGUGUGCCCUCCAAAGAACAAAUCUCAAGAAUUAUAUUGCGAAUUCAAGAAGAAAUAGAAGCUGUGCAGAUGGAUGCACAUUUGACUCUCCGUAUCCUGCGUGAGAUCAAUAAAGUUUUGCGUCUACUUGCAGAAAGAGCUGAAUGUCAGAUCUCGACUGGCCCUGAAGCACGCCAAAUAAGUGGCCCUGCAACUCCAGCACAGCUGAAGAACUUUAUGUUGUGUCAACAACUGCAAGAAGUUCACUCUCGUGUAACAGCCAUGAUAUCAGGACUUCCCACUGUGGCAGCUGAGGUUCUUUCCCCAGCUCUCGGUACAAUAUAUGGUGUUGCUGGUGAUUCAGUGACGUCCUUAUUUCAAGCCAUGCUCGAUCGUCUUGAAUCCUGCAUCCUGCAAAUUCAUGAUCAAAACUUCGGCACUCUCGGCAUAGAUGCUGCAAUGGACAAUAAUGCAUCCCCUUACAUGGAAGAAUUGCAGAAAAGCAUACAUCACUUCCGUACGGAGUUCCUGUCCAGGGUUCUACCUUCUUCAGGAACUGUUUCAGUCGGAACAGAAACUAUAUGCACCAGGCUAGUAAAGAGCAUGGCAUCUCGGGUUUUGAUAUUUUUCAUAAGACAUGCAUCACUCAUUAGGCCAUUAUCUGAGUCGGGAAAGCUGAGAUUGGCCAGAGAUAUGGCGGAGAUCGAAUUAGCCGUGACCCAAAACCUAUAUCCUGUAGAGCAGCUCGGUGCACCCUACCGUGCUCUUCGAGCAUUCCGGCCUCUCAUUUUCCUGGAAACAUCUCAACUGGGAUCGUCACCGCUUCUUCAAGAUCUUCCGGCGAGUGUUAUCCUCCACCAUCUCUAUUCUCGUGGCCCUGACGAGCUGCAGUCACCUCUACAGAGAAACAGGCUUACACCUCUCCAGUAUUCAUUGUGGAUGGAUUCGCAAGCCGAAGAUCAGAUAUGGAAAGGCGUGAAAACGACUUUGGAUGAUUAUGCAGCCCGAGUAAGGAGUAGAGGAGACAAGGAGUUCAGUCCGGUUUAUCCUUUGAUGCUGAAGAUCGGCGCUUCUUUAACAGGAAAUGAACUGUGAUUGCGUACACAACAUGUCGAUAGUUAAUGAGUUUAACCGGUACUGCUGCGUACAGGUAUACUUGUUAAGUUUUUUUAAGAUUACGAGAUCAGUUCUUUUUCUUUUUACCCAUACGGCGUUUCUAUAUUUGCUUUGCAUUGGAUCGCCUGAUCAUGUAUUGCCAUCGAUCGUGAUCGUGCUGCUAUUCUUUCGAUUCUAAGUAAAAUAAGUAUGAUAUGAUAGGUAGAUGGAUGGAUUAUGUCCAUGAGUGUUUGCUGGUCA